Thecamonas trahens ATCC 50062 is the source of this 6834-nucleotide messenger RNA. RefSeq lists its product as uncharacterized. The transcript is spliced from 4 exons. Gene Ontology annotation, biological process: autophagosome maturation. Bases 1 to 6834 code for a protein of 2277 amino acids. Lineage: Eukaryota; Apusomonadida; Apusomonadidae. Gene Ontology annotation, cellular component: cytoplasm. The record is from RefSeq and is a predicted model, not a curated record.
AUGGCCGAUGAGCCUCCGGAACAUAUCGCGCCUCGAUUCGAGGACAUCUCCAUCGGCACUGCCACCGCCGUUGCCUCUGCUCCGACUGCCGAGCUUGCGCCUCCCUACUCGGUUGAUCCCGAGGGCCAGCACGUCCCACAAACGCCGAUGCUGUAUCCGGCGCUUGAUGAUCUUGCCCCGACUGCCGUCUACACCACCAUUCGUGCCUGGCUCCAGGCACAGAAGCAGGCUGACAAGGCGGCCAUGGGCGAGCCGGCGCUGGUGACCGCCGCUGCCGCAGUCUCGGCAUCAGCUGCCACGUCGGUUCUUCCACUCGAGGCCGCUGCAGGGCCGACGCUUGCCGAACUGCUGGACACUCCGCUUGCGCCGUACGUCUCGCCGUUUCUCGACGGCAGUCAGAACUCGCUCGCUCCGCUUCCCAGCCCGGACCCUGACUUUGCCGCACUCGUCGACGAGUACUUUGCCGCCGCGCUCGCUGCUGAGGCCUCGUGGUCUGCCAUCGAAGCAUACAAGGCCGAGCUGCGGACCAAGGCCAAUGCAGUGUGGACAACCUCGUCACUCACUGUCUCACCACAGGCUCGCUGCGGCGACGGCAAGCUUCUCACCACCUCGUUCACCUACGACCGCGCGGACUACUCGCACGAGGCCGCGUCGGCCGUCGCCACCGACUUGGCUGCCCUACGCGCCGAGUGGAGCACCUCGCUCAACCUGGCCAUCUUCAAGCUCUCACUCACCUCGAUGCGCGUCGAUGUGUGCGUCACCCGCGCCCUUGCUGCCGCCGCCGACCAGGCCGCCGUGCCUCCCCACUCCCCGCCGGCGCUCCUCGACUCGUCGCCGCUCCCGCACGCCCUUCGCUCCCGCCUCCUCGCCAUGCUCUCUGUUCUCUUCUCAUACGAGCAAAAGGCGCUUGGCAAGGUCGGCACCUAUACCGCCCAGCUCUCGGACACCCUCCGGUCGUGGAUCCUUGCCAUCGGCGGUAUGCUCCUUCGCGUCGGCGACGUCGGCAUCCACUCGGCCCUCCUCGAGAUGCUGCUGCGAUGCCGCGGAGUGGCAGACUGGGGUGUUGUCCUUCUGCAGUUUCCUCCGCUUCCAUGGAACGACGCCAUCCUCCACCACUUUGUGGCCACUCUCACCCGCCUCCUCAACCCGGUCGUCGCCGAUGCCGAGGCCCGCCCUGUUCUCUCCGAGAGCGAUUUUCUCGCUCUCCUCGAGCAGAUGCCGUUUGGCAACCUCUUCUGUCACCUCAUGUUUGCCGCGCGCCACCUCGACUUUCCCUCGUACACCGAGCAUGUCUUUGCACUCUCUACCUUUCUCCUCGACACCACCUGCUCCUCGCUCGCCGCCCUCGCCGAGUAUCCCUCGCUCGGCGCCCGCCUCGGCGCCAUCCUCGUCGCACUUGUCAAGUUCUGGGAAGUCUACUCGGUCGUCGCCGCGAGUUCGAGCCUUUGGUCGCCGCGGCUCACCUCGCACCUCGAUCGUUUCUACCUCCUCACUCUCCACCGCGUCCUUGCCACACCCGGCUCGCGUGCCCGUCGCUUUCUCCCGCUCCUUCCGGCCGUCGAGCUUUCGCAGACCACCGCUUGGCACGCCUUUCUUGUCCUCUACCUCGAGCUUGAUCCAAGUCACAUGAGCCUUGUCGCCAACAUCUCGUCGCACGGCCAGUGGCUCGCCGCCUUAGAUGCAUACCCUGAGCUGCGCGCCACUUUUAUGCGAAGCUUUGACACCGAGGACGAGCUCAACUCGUCACGCGCCGUCUUUACCCUCGCCGCCGUCGGCGCCCUUGCCAAGCGGCCCGACCACCCCGUUCUCACGUCCAUCGUCGUCACCGAGCUCUUCCACGUUGCCUACCUUCACCCUCCCACCCGCGACGUCCUCCACAAGCCGGUCCGUGGCAUUCUCAGCGAAAUCGCUUUUGUUCACCCGCACACCGUUCUCCCGUCUCUUCUAGCUGCCAUCGCCACUCAUCUCUCGGCGCUCGGGCCCAUGGCGCUGAGCCUGGUCCGCGGCCUACCGCUUGGCGCCUGGUCCUCGUUUGACCUCUCGCAUCUCGCGCAUCUCGAGCCGUGGCUCCUCGACGCGCCCGUCGACUCGGUCCGCUUCCGUCUCGCAGCCGCCAUUCUCGAGAACCUGCCCUGGGGCUUUGCUCGCGAGCCGGACACCCGCGUCCGUACUCCUAUUCUCCCAUUCGCGCUCCACCGAGCCGCCGGCCUCCUCGCGUUUCAGCUCUACGCAUCCCACGUCCUCACUUCGCGCUCCGGCCCACUCAAGUCAACCAAGGCAUCGCGCGCUGCUGUCGAGGCCUUUGUUCUCCGAUUCAUCUCGUGCCUUGCUCUCUUUGUCGACACUGACAUCGAUCCCAGCCUACAUUUUCUGGAGCCGUCGCUCACCCCGCGCCUCGAGUGGACCGGUGACAUCAAGUCCAACGCCGACGCGGCAGCCCCGAUCCGGAACAUGGCCCUCUUUCUCUUUACUGGCUCGGGCGCCUCGUCGGCCGCCUUUGCCAACGGCGGCCUCGAGUUUAUCCAUGCCGUUGCCAACGCCCACUAUCCGGGCUCGGUCGGCGUCAGCAGCUGGCCGCCGCACUCGCUCUCGCUCCUCUCGCUCAUUCUCGACAAGAUCCUGGCCUCCAGCAUUGUCGACGACCCGUCUGCCGCAAUCCUUCUCGCCCAGCACUGGCCGGUCCCGGUCGGCUUGCCGGACCGAUGCCUCCCGGCCCACGUCACCCGUCUCCUUGCCGCUCUCUUGACUGCGCACGCCGUCGCUGGUGCCGGUGCGCCCGCCUCUGCUGACGCCCGUCUCCUGCCGCAUGUCAUCUUUCCGUUCUGGGCCGCCGUCCUCACACAGGCCCCCGACUGGUUUACUGCCGCCUCGCCUCGGCGCGCUCUGAUGAACGUUCUCUCGCACGCCGCGCUCGUCAUGGGCGUCUCGGACACGCUUGUCGGCGCCUACUCUGCUGCUACCGCGACUGUCAACGCCGCCGCGCCGUCCACCAUGUCCAAAAUCGGCUCGUUCUUCGGUGGCCUCAUCGGCUCCGAGGCCAAGUCGCGCUCGCUACUCGCCACCAACGCCAACGCCACCCUCUCCAACGACAUCCUCACGCCGCACUCACUCGACGUCGACUGUCCUGCGCUCAUAUUUGAUGUGCUCUACAUCGAGACUCUCGCGUUCCUCGGGAAGCUCGACGAGCUCGGUGCCCAGCUGGUGGCCGCCGGGCCAGGCGCUGCCCAUCGCGUCCUCAAGUCGGCCGGUUAUUCACGUACCAUGUGCACUCUACCUAUCUACAAGUGGGCUGCCUACGCUGUCGCGCUCCCGGUCGGCUCAACUCUCCAUCCGCUUUUCCUUCACAUGUUUUUUGCGCUCUACGCCGCCUCGUCCGGUGUCCAUGAUGCUGCCUUUGCUGGCUACGCCAACUACGGCGCGCUGUUCUUUGACGAGCUCUCGAUCCCGGCUCCGUUUCUCAACCUCAAGACCCAGGUUGCUACCCUCCUUGUUGCACUUGUCAACCACCACCAGACACUCGAGACACCGCUCGCGCCGCAGCUGGUCGAGAUCUACACCGCAAUGUCCGAAUGGCUCGCCUCGCCGGCGCUUGCCUCACUCUUUACCACCGCUGCUGCCAACACCGGAGGCACCCUCGACGCCCGCUUCCUCCCGGAUCGGCUCGUCGCGCUUGUCCUGCGCUCUCCGCUCGUCGACCGCUCGUAUCUCUGGCGCGACCUUGUCGACCUGCAGGCUGGCUUUGUGAGUCUCGCCCGCGGCGCCUCGGUCUGGCUCCGCAUCCAUCCGCGGUGCUGGACCGUGCCCGAGGCAGCGGUGGAGACGCCGCUCGAGCCGGUCGCUCGAGCCUUUGAGCGUGCCGACCCGCACCCGCGCGGCUUUGCUUUCUCGCCGUCGGUUAAUCUCGGCGAGGUCCUUCUUGGUAUCAACACCGCUAGAGUCGCCGAACCCGCGCCGCUGGCCGCCCGACCGGUUCUCGAGCCCGCGCCGCCGUCGGUCGACUCGAUGCUGUACAUGCUCAAUCCGCUGGUGGCCCAGGCUCGGGCCCACUCGACCCGCGAGACAGACUAUCUCCUGCUCGACGAUGAGUAUCUUCGCCUGCUCCCGCAGCUUUAUGUCAACGAGCCGCGUGAGCGCCACGAGCUGAAGAGCUGUUCCGGCUCGGGCAAGAAUGCCUGUCGACAACCAGUCCGCUUUGUGGUGCCCUACACCGAGCGGGUGAUGCAGAACGGGGUCUCCGACUCGAUCGUUCGCAACCGAACCCGCGUCAACGAGCUCAUUGCUGCCUCUGGCACCGCGCCUGAUACCUGCAUCCAGGCCCUCCGAGUCCUGCUUGCGGUCGAGGAGCUUGUUGCCGCGUCAGCCGUCCAGACCAAGGUUGGAUCUGCGCUUCUCGACGGGCUGCUUGCCCUCAUCUCGCCGGACACGGUCCGCUAUCCGCCGCUGGCCUACUACUUUGGCCUUGUGCUCUCCCGCCUCUCGCCGGCAUUCUGGCGGGCAGAUCCCGACGCGACAACUGGGCUGCUUGACACUGCGCUCCACGCACCGUACGCCAUUCCGAUUUACGCGCACGUCUUUGACCCCUACCGGGCGCCGCACGCGCUCACAGCCAUGCUGGACACCCUCUUUACCGCAGCGCGCACCCUCGGGUACGACGCCGUCUCUCCGCUCCUCGCUGCGUUCAACGGCGCGCCGAGGUGUGCGCCUCCGUACCAGCUCUUCCCACGCGAGCAGGGCGAAGGCAUGCUGGUGCGGAUCGUGGGCGAGGUUGACACUGUGCUGGGCGUCCAGGAUCAGAUUGUCGGUCUUGAAGCGGCCGCCACGGCGCUUGUUGCUGUCUUUGAGUGGAUCCUGACCGCGCAUGGGCUCGCAGCCUCGGGCGACAUUGUCCCGUUUGUCCUCCCGCAGCUGCUGGGCAUUUCACCGCAGGGCGCCACGCGCCUUUUGGCCGCCCUGGCACAAGUACCGCUCCCGACCCAUGCCACCGAGCUCGCGCGGAUCUUUGGUACCCUCACUGAGCACUUUUGGGCUGUCCGCAACUCGACCCGACUCUUCGACAUCUACCACGAGCCGUACGUGGCUGCCCUGGGCCAGUUUGUGUCCGCGCUGGUAGCUGCAGCGGCGGCGGCAGCUGGCCCGGGAGUCGCCUCGGAGUAUGCGGGUUUUACCGGUGCCAACGCCGCCCGCCCGCUGUUGGAUCUCUGGCACGGCGUUGCGGGACUCUGGCAGCCGUUCCUCUGCUCGAUGCCUUCGCCCGACGACGCUGGUGCGCCAGCGCAACAGCCAUUUGAUCUCGCAGCUCAUACUGGCGAGUGUCUGGCGGCAAUGGAAGCGCUCCGGGGCUCUAUCGACGCGCUCACCUCUCACGAGGCGUGUGCCGGUGAGCUGCUUGCCUCGGUCUUUGAGUGGUACGUCCGUGCGCUGGUUCCUUUCUCGGAACCUGGAACCCGGGUGCUCUUUGACGAUGUUCUCGGCUCGCUGGCGUGGCGCCGAUGGCAGCUCGACUCGGCAGGCCUUGCACGGCUUGUGAGCAUGGUCACGCCCAACGCGGCCGGGCUCUUCCUCCGUGUCCUCCCGCAGGUUCUUCCACCGAUCCUCAUGACCUCGCCAGCCAUGCCAAUCUCGACUGUGCGCGAGACGUCAGUCGCUCUGGCACUGGCUGUCCGGCACGCGCCGCUUCCGAUUCCUCGCGACGCUGUCGCGCUGCUUGCAUCGACCGCAGAGUGGCAAGAACUGCCACCAGAGGCGUACCGUAUGAUGGUCGAUGCGGUGCCACUGGUUCUCGACGCCGCCAUCGCGCCGCUGGUUGUCGAUGCGCCGUCGGUGGAGACGAGCGUCACCUCCGAGGCGGGACGGAUUUCGCUCAUCCUCGGCCUGUGGCGGGUGCUCGCUCGUGAGUCGCCGGCCAAGCUAGCAGUGCUGAACGGGGCAGCCAUGGCGGCUGUGCUCUCGGGGAGUGGUGUCGACACCGGCUUUAACUCGGCGCAGCACCCGAGCCUCGUGGGCGAGCUGCUGGGCCUUGUGGGCGCGCGCAUUGACAGCGCAUCGACCGACGACGUGCACGCGAUGCUCAGCUCGCUGGUGGAGAUGCACAACUUUGCGAGCCCCAACUGCGCAGACGAGCUGCUGCGGACCUUUGUCUCGUUUGCAAGCAUGCAUCCGUCGGCGGCAUCAGCCAUGGUGGCGGUGGCGUCGUCGCGACUGGCGUCGGUCGAAGCCAUGGUCGGCCUGGUAGAGGCCUCACUCGCAGCUGCGGACGGAGCCGGGCACCAGAUCCAGAGCCUCGCGUCGAAUGUGCGCGUCCCCGAGCUUGCCGCGGAUGCCUUUACUGCCGCGUGUGUCGCUGCGUGCGCAGGCUUCACUCUUGUCUGCGUGCUCGAGCAGCAGCGGAACAAGGCACAGGCUGCCCACAACGGCUGCGAGUGGUUCCGGGCCAUGACGGUAGAGGCUGGGAACGAACGCGCAGCAGUAGCGUUGGUCCUCAAGGUUCUCGAGCUCGCGCCUACGUUUGAGGUCGUGGCGGCCAUCGGGAGCGCGCUCGCCGAUGCAACCCGGGUCAAGCAGGGCCUCUUUGCGCGGAUGGCCAAAAAGGUCGGCCUGCGGCGGAGUGACAAGGCGCCGGCGGCAUGGUUCACGGCGCUCUCGCGCGGCUUUGGUCUCUGGACAGUCUUGCGGACCCGAAACGCCGCCGAGCCAGAUCUGGCCCGCGAGCUCAAGGACUUUCGCGAGCUCGGCCGCAAGAAAACAUACGCCCACCUCAAGUUCGCUCUCGACUCGGUCAUCGAGCUGGUCGAGGGCGACGGCGAGGCCAGCCCGGAGCCAGGUGCAUCCACAUAA